GACGAUGCCAUCUGAAUUGGCUGCAGGUGGAUGGGUGUGGGAUGUUUCAACCUUCCAACGUGUCCUGGAUGGACAGGGCCUAGCUGUGGUCUGCGCGGGGCUUCCAACCGUGUGACAGGGUCGUGGAUAAAAUACCUGGCGAUCCGCCCACCUUGUUAGACCCAGCCCAAGGGGAUGAUGGCACUUUGCUAGGACCGGACCGUGGCUCCUGGUCCUGAUUCGUGAUAUUCACGCCUGAGACCCAGCUCCAUGCCGCGGAAAUGACUGUUACUUUUACAACAUCAAUAGUUCCCGCGGGUCAAGAGCAGUCGAGCAUCGUCAGGCGGCAAGUCACUUUGACGCAAACUAUCACGUACCCUGACUCGACAAGUACGGCCGUCGUGACCCUAGAUCGUGGUGGCCCGACGACAACAUCUGCAGCUCCGAGCUGGAGUGCCGGUGCUACUUCUUCUUCGGACGGUUUGGGACAGCAAGAAAUUGGCAUCAUUGUGGGAUGCUGCUUAGGGGCUGUCGUGCUCGGUAUACUUCUUUGGUGUUGCUGCACCAGACGGUGUGGAUGUACUCCUUACUCCGUUUAUCAGGAAGACGACGACGAGGUUGAAACUAUUUACGAGACAGACGAAAUCGCUUAUCCGGAUAGAGUCUGGAGAUUCCCUCGAUCGAUAACCCCACCUGUCGUCCCGACGUACGUCGCGACGGAUACGGGACCCGAGUGGACAGCAUACCAAGCGACAAGAAGGGACCGCAACGGUUAUUACUGGUCUCAAUAAUAUAAUAAUUUUCUAUCGCGUAUACAUUUCGGCCGAUUAUCUCCUAACUACUUUCCUUGAUGAAGUUGAGGUAUUUUCCAUGUUUCUAUGGUUCGGUUGGAGUUACAACUCGGCAUACAGGAUGUGCCUUUGAGUUAUUUCCACUAUCAGCGAGCAUUAAUGAGUGAAGUGUAAUGACGAAGGAAUAUGACGGAAAGAUGAUACCCACUUCAUGAACAUUUCAACAUCCAGCGAAUACGUCUAGUCGAUGAAGGAAAUCGCGGAUCGAGCAGGAAUACAUUAGCACUA
Molecule: messenger RNA, 1058 nt
Organism: Hypoxylon trugodes
Lineage: Eukaryota; Fungi; Ascomycota; Sordariomycetes; Xylariales; Hypoxylaceae
Exons: 2
Coding region: 261-770 (169 amino acids)
Source: RefSeq, a predicted model, not a curated record